AUGGCUUCUCAAAGAGCAUUUGUGCAAGCCCUUGUGCUUGGAGCACUUCUAUUCUUCACUGGCCCUGCCGCCGCAGCUCGCGCCUUGGAGGACGACGGUUCUGCUGAGCUCAAGGAGGACGCAUUCCAGCCCCUCUUUUCCAUCACCUCCGAAAACGAGGUUCCGGAAGAAGACAUCGCGGUCUCAGCUUCCAACUCGAACUUUGUCGCAAAUGGAGGCAGCCAGAGCGUGUGCCAGACCAUCUGCAAGAACGAGGUAAAAGUAAACUUCUUUUCCGAGGCGACUGGCUACAAGAGCAGCCUCGACUUCGACUUCUUCUACAGCCCAGGCGGCGAAAAGUGCUCAAACGACGGCAUUUGGUGCGUCAGGCUCCGCAGCUUUGACGGGGGCGCCGCAAAGGUUUCCGCCCAAUUCCGGUACGGCGGCAGGACCUCCUCCUGGGUGACCCUGCGAGGCAAGGCGAAGUGUGGCUCCACCGGAACGCCCCAACGCGAAACCUGCCGUGCGACCUUCAAAGACGCCUUUUUCAACUUCUGA
Messenger RNA from Klebsormidium nitens, 537 nucleotides. NCBI's taxonomy places the organism in Eukaryota, Viridiplantae, Streptophyta, Klebsormidiophyceae, Klebsormidiales, Klebsormidiaceae. The record is from the annotation of a GenBank genome assembly.